This is a messenger RNA of Colletotrichum navitas, 2979 nucleotides long. RefSeq lists its product as uncharacterized. NCBI's taxonomy places the organism in Eukaryota, Fungi, Ascomycota, Sordariomycetes, Glomerellales, Glomerellaceae. The record is from RefSeq and is a predicted model, not a curated record. The coding region runs from base 499 to 2577 and encodes 692 amino acids. The transcript is spliced from 3 exons.
GUCUCCCCGCGAAUGGGGGAUGGAUGAUCGGCCCAAUCUGAUACAUACUGUCGCCUCUCGCUCUAUUGCUUCUCUCCUUCCCUCCCUUCUCCCUCUUCUCCCUCCGCUCGCCAACUCUCGCCUAUUGCUUGGUCUUCACCACUUUUUCCAUUCUUCCAUUCCAAGGCCGGCCUUUUCCUUUUCAAUUCUAACCACUAGACUCUUUUGGCUGGCACCGACGUCUAUUUCGUUGUUACUCUCGAAAUCUGUAUUUCUACCACAUACACACACACACACACACACAUUCUAUUUCUCCAUUCACCUCGCAUCGUCUGGCAAUCGACCCGUCGCCUUGUUGAACCGACCCGAGCCGUCUCAUUCACCCAUUUCCACCAACUCGAUCCCCCCAUCCACUCAAACUUGCUUUCCGACAUCGUCAAGCUAAGGGCCAUGGUUUGGACUGAUUGACAAAGACUACAUCUUGGCGACUAUCAUCGGUCCGGCACAGGAUAGGAUAGGAUGAUCGAGAAAAGGGGCAUGGCUCCCCACGCAGUACCACCGGGCCGGAGGGCCCUCAAGAGACGUGCUCGCCCUGCUAAUAUUGCCUUGCCGCCUUCGCUUUGGGAACGAGACGCCGAGUCUGACGACGAGUAUGCCACCCAAGUAAGGACCGCUGCUGGAGGCGUGUGGAAAAGGACUGCCAAGUCGGGCAUCAGGCCCUCGAAUGACACACUGGAGCGCCGGUCGGACAGCGACAGCGACGACCGGGGACGGGGAAACCGAGACAGCGAACCUUCGAGCCCUGAUACCCCCCAGGCAAGGCCUUCGUAUAACCUCCCGCCUUCGUAUAACCUCCCGGCCAUAGGAAGAAUUCCCGUGGCAUCGCUUCGACCAGCCCUUCCCGCAGUCUCAAACCUACCUUCGACAACGUUGCCGGCAUUUGCACCCGCUAUUACUUCUCAACCCCCGGUCCUCGAACCUCCCAUGUUCUUCCAGCCUGUACUGCCGCAGCCGCAACCUACAUCGCGUGUGAUGACACCGUACCGUCCCCUCCAGCCCGUGGAUCCUCAGCCAGCACCAGUGCUCGCUCCGGCCGAUCCUGACUCAACACCACGCGAAUCCGAACCCUCUGCUAUACCACCAGCGACGAUGACAGUGACAUCCCCCCCUCGAACAAUUACAGUCAUCUCCACGAUGAAGCUUGCUUCCUCGAGUUCGACCUCAUCAUGGCCAACAUGGUCACCCUCUCCGCCGGUGGUCGCCCCGUCAUCGACGUUGCCUAUGCCAGCAGCUUCGUCGACAGGCCCAGCUGCUUUACCACCUCUGCCAUCUGUUGAUCCUUCGGCGCCGAGGAAGGGCGUCGAUGGUCACACACACACGACACCUACAGUAACGGCUACCUUGGCUUCGGCUGCACUACCUGCCGAAACCAUUCCUGCUCUCCCCGGCCCGGCGAGCGCCGUCAGUGAUCGGGGUAGGGACGAUGUAAGGCCAGCGCGAAUGAACCCAGAGACGGAGCACGCCCUUAUUGCUGUGGGCUCAAUAGGAUCUUUCAUCUUCGCCUCAUUCCUGGUGUGGAUUGUAUGGAGGACAAUGAAGAAGGCUUCGAGGAGGAGAAGGGAAAGGGAGCUUGGCUACCCGAACGAUGGCCCUGGUUUUGGCUCCAAGAUCCCUUUCUUCAAGGGAUCCAUGGGCGGAUGGCAGAACCUAGACGGUCGUCAAAGCGACCCGACCCAGUACGAAAAGGGGCCGAGAGGCACGCUGCGGCUGGAUACCGGCUUCUACGGCCCCAAUGGGAAACCGACCAAUUAUGGCCCUGGCGGUACAUAUGUUCCCAACUAUAUGUCGCCAGUCGACAGCCGCGGCAGCCCUAUCCACGGCAGCCCGACGGGCGUAUUACCGGUGCGAAUGAACACCGUGAACGGCGGUACAUACAACGGUCAGCAAGGCGUUUUCAACAGUCAAACAGGUACCUACACGAGCCAAGUAGGGACGUUCAGCAGCCAGACUGGUACCUAUGUCAGUCAUGCACCCAGCGGCUCACUCACUCAUAUCAUUGGACAAUACGGAAACGGAACGGACCCUAGCAUGACAUUACGGUCAGGCGUGGGAGCCGGUGCAUACUUCAAUCAGUCAGAGUUGGCUCGCCAACCAUCAGACGCUUACGACCCAGCCAGGCGGCAAGUUAACAGGGCGAGCGAACUCUCCUCCAUUUCAUCCGGCUUCGGCGACGGUGACAUCAUCGUGCCAGGCAUGCCUGGAAUGGUGCUGCAGCCCCCUCCGCCUGUUUCACAGUCACUGAGAGCUAGCCGAAUGAGUAAUGAUCGGGUCUCCUGGGCCAACAAGUCCAACCGUGAGACGGUCUACACAGAGGCCAGUGAGGACCUGCCACCCAGAUUCAGGACCGUUGACAGCUGGGUCAACCAGCAAACCGGUCGCGUCAAGAGGGCACAAGCACGGCCACAGACGGACGAAGACAUCCCGCCUGUGCCUGGUCUUCCGGCAGGGACGGGCCAGAACGGGAUGCCGCCUGAACCCCAAUUCACCAUGAUGAUGCCGGACGGGGAAGUACCUCGCCGGCCGGACAACGCGUCGUAACAGUUGGACGCAAACCGGCGGACGCCGUGGCUUUUCUUUGUUUUCAUACCCAAGCAUGUUGCUGCGUUGGCAGGAGUAAAAAAGCGGGGACAGAAGGAAAGGGGAUGUAAUACCAUCAUAACACAUGCACAUGCACAUACAAAUGAGUAGCCAAGAGGUGAUCAAACUAGGAGCCUUUUACCACUGUAUCCAUAUAACUCCCAGUAUCUUACCGCUUCUUCAAGCCUGGCGCUUGGGGGCUUUCUUGCGGAGUCAGACUUCACACAUGGCACGUGGCUGUUCUGGCCUGCUUUUUUGUACAGGUAGCUUUUCCUCCUUGAGAAGGCAAGGUAUAACAGGGCAGAAGGAGAGGUGAUCAAGGAAGUGGUAGUAGUAAUUCAAAAGUAGUAGGAAUGCAGACCU